AUGAGUUCUUUGCAGUCAAAUUUCAACAGCUUGCAGCCUAUCAACUCAAGUAUUCAAUUUGUUUCUCCGAAUCCAUCAUACACGUGUGAAAGUUGUAAGGGAUACUUGGUCGAUCCAUACCAACUAAUCUGCGGUCAUCGGAUUUGCUCCAAUUGUAAAGUUAAUUUUCAGAGUAAAGUUUUUGAUUGUCCAUCUGGUGAUGAGACAUGUGAGAAAAUUUCUUAUGAUAAGGUUGCUUCUGUUGGGGUUGUUCACAACAAACUUUUGAAAAAUAUGUUGACUUCAUUGUUUAUAACAUUCAGUUCUUUUAUGUUUAAUAAUACUUAUAGGAAAUUUAUUAAUGAAGUAAACUGCACUAGAAUAAAUAGGGUCACAAAUGUAGAUAAGCUGGACUUGUGGAACUUUGGUGUCAUGUUAAGGAAGUGUAAGAUGGCUGGGUUUUUUGUGGGGUACAUUCAUAAACUGCGAGAACUCAAAGAUUACGAAGUUUACUGUACUAAUAAGUCACUAGGCUGUCCUGCCACUUGCAAGUUGCAUCAUCUAAAGAAACAUUUAGAUGAGGAAUGUUUAUAUGUAAAAGUCAACUGUCCUCAUGACUGCUACCUUACUGACGUUUUCAGAUAUGAGUUGAACGAUCAUUUAGAAAAAUGUCCAAUGAAACCCGUCAGGUGUCAGUUCCAAGAGAUCGGCUGUGAUUACAUGAACUACAUGAAGGCGAUAGUUCCGAUAAUCAUAAUGAAAAAGUGA
Molecule: messenger RNA, 747 nt
Organism: Helobdella robusta
Lineage: Eukaryota; Metazoa; Annelida; Clitellata; Rhynchobdellida; Glossiphoniidae
Exons: 5
Coding region: 1-747 (248 amino acids)
Biological process (GO): positive regulation of JNK cascade; regulation of canonical NF-kappaB signal transduction; protein K63-linked ubiquitination
Cellular component (GO): plasma membrane signaling receptor complex
Molecular function (GO): zinc ion binding
Source: RefSeq, a predicted model, not a curated record